CAGUAACCUCCCAUUUCCGCAAAUUUCAACUUCAACAUGGCGAGAAACGCAGGCAUUGCGAUCUCCAGUUCUCGAUUUGCUUGUUUGAAAAUAGAAGACGACGAAGAUGCAGACAAACAGACCAAGUCUAAAACAGCUGCCCAGCAAAGCAGCAGCAAUGCCUCAAAGAAGAAAAACAAGAAGAAGAAAGACCAAAAGGAUAACGAACAGCUGAAGCAGCUUGCCUUUGGUGGUGGAAAGAAUAGUUCUUCCAAGGGCCUGUCCCAUAAACAAAGUGCUGGUGAUGGUGGAGACCAGAAAGGUUCCUGGGACCAAUGGAAGCAACAUGACAAGGAGCUGAUGGAAGAGCAGUUCAAAGAUGAUCUUGCUUCAGCCCUGCUUCAAAGUCGACUUGAAUUGGAACAAAAACAACAGGAAACCUCAAAACAGAAGCAAAGGAUAGAAGCUGGUCUUGAACCACCUCUAAGCCGUGAGGGAAGGAAAAAGAAGAAGCAGAAAGAAAAACCCCAGGCCAUGUCACUUGAGCAGUUCAAUCAGCUUCCUCCUGAAAAGCCUGUCAAUGGAUCAGACGAUUCUGAAGGUGAAGAAAAUGGUAAAGAGUCAGAGUCUGAUGUUCAAACUCGUGUUCCAGCAACACAACAGGACCCCCGAUUUUUUAACUCGGUUGAUGAUGAUGCGGAGCAGAUUUUGCGCCAAGAAAAAAUGCAGGAAGAAUAUCGCAAGCACUUUUCAUCUGACAAUGUUAUUGUUGCAAAGCUGAAGAAUGAUUUAGAGAGGAAGGACUUGAAAGUAAAGGAGCUGACUGAAAAAAUGAAUGCCAUGGAGGCUGAGCUUAAGCAAGUCAAGAAAAGAAACAAACAGCUUUGUGUGAUCUUGGCUCAGGGAGAAAUGAAAGACAAGGCUCAGGUUUUAUUGCAAGUUGAUGAGCUAACUGUGGUACGAGAUGAAUUAACUGAACAGGUUACAUCGUUAACGGGUGAACUUGAAAAAGAGAAGUCAAAGAAUCACUCUUUGAAGGGGGAGCUGGAUAAACUGAAGAACAACAAGCAGGGGAAAUAAAUUUCCAAGCUUCUCUCCAGCAGUCUAACACUUUGUAUGGGACCCAGUUAGAUGGCUUUGUACCUUGGUAAUUUUUAACCUAAGUUUUUGUUUCAUGUUGUCCGUGUGUUCUGAAACUGGUCACAUACGCCAAUGGCCUAGUUGUAUUUUGUUUUGCAUAAAUUUGAAGUGAUGGCGGUGUUCUGCACCUAGAUUAGAGCAUGAGGUAACAGAGCUAUCUUAAAAUGUUUCUUUGUUAAUGUGAGAGGAGCACUCUUCAGCUUUGGAUUUCUAGAAAUUUGAAUUUUUUUGUAUUUUGUGUUCACUUUUUGUUUCGAUAUUAAUCACAGAGCAUUUGAAAGAAGGCAGGGGACUCUGUCCGAUGAUGCAAUUAUUUAUUGCUUGCUGAAGCGAAAAUGUGUACAGAAGACGUAAGAGUUCUGUACAGAAGUCUCUGCCUGAACAAACGGUGAUCGGGAGGGCUCCUUAGCAUGUGUUUAUACAGAGCGUGCAUUUACAUGAACCUGUGCAAAGGGAGGAAGAGACGCAAUCAUCUCAUUUCCUUGAUGUUUUAGUGACCUCCCUUAGGGGAUGGGGGUCACUUUGGCCGAUAAUAUGAUGACACGUGACUGUUUUGUGGAGGAUUCAUCGACUGCUGUUAUGAUUUAUAAAUACAAAGGCAUUGAAUGGGGAGGUGGUGGAGGAGGAGAAAGAUGGACUCACUGUGCUGAAUUCACUAUAAAAUGUUGGGAACAGAUUACAAGAGGAAACUGUUGGUUAUAGUAGGGAAAAGUGCUCAGCCAUGUGGCUUUCCAAGCAACCACUCCCAACUGCCUGUCAUCUAUUGCAGCUCGUUAAAUGUAUGGAUGACAACAGAAUCAGACAUUCCGCGAGACUUUUCUCUUGUGAUUCGUUGAACAAAUAAGUAUAUUGUAAGUUGUUCUUUAAUCCUAUAGGGGCCUAUCUAGUGUUCUACAGUGUUCAUGCGUGUUACGCAUACUAGGCCUAACUUAACAUUACAUAUGCAGUCAUUCAAACACCAGUCGGAGACCUCCUCUCAAAAAUGCAUUUCCAGUGACCAGUCAAAAGACAUUUCAGUCACCCGCCCCAAACAUAUCGCUUGCCCAGUCCUAGACCCAUAAGUCUCUGGAAAGUUAGGUGUGAAAAUGCUCUCCAUCACUCUCUUUGUUCUGUGUGAGGGGCAGUUUCACCAAAUAUACGGCUCUCUAAGCUUGUCAUGCAAGCUGUGCAGGUAGUAGGGAAAAUAUCCGUUUGUCAUGCUUUACUGUCGGCGUGUUUUUGCGGAUUGAAGCAUGCAUUGAGAAGAAGUGACCCUGCAUUGGUACGUCUAAAUUAUAUAGUAAAAAACCCAUAAUAUGACAAAAGCGUGUGUUUGAGCGGAGCUUGCUUUUGUAUAGCUUGUGUUUAGGCAGAGACUACUGUACUGUCUGACUUGUAAAAUUGUUUUUAUUUCUUAUUCACUUACAAUCAUUUAAAUAUGGUCUUUUUCAAAUGACAAUCGACAUUUUUAAAAAGUCUAUUCGCUGUGUUUUUCAAUUUUGUUUCAAGACUACCCUGCUUAAUUUAGGUGAAGGGGACAAGUGCUUUCAUUGCAUUGUCCUACUUUUUUUUCUUUUUAAGACAGUUUGCAGUUUGAUAUGGACGUUACAUUUUUCUUCAUCAAUUUCCCUGCUUUCUAUGACAAAUUGUAAUGAAUAUAUGUGUGUGUAGGAUGAUGAGAGUUGCUGGUUGGGAUGAGAUACCCGCCUGAUUCGAUAAUGUUGACCUUCAUGUUUAUGUCCCAUUUUUAUGUGAUUCUACCAAUAAAGUGCUCUGCCAAAUAAAUAA
Molecule: messenger RNA, 2886 nt
Organism: Aplysia californica (California sea hare)
Lineage: Eukaryota; Metazoa; Mollusca; Gastropoda; Aplysiida; Aplysiidae
Product: G kinase-anchoring protein 1
Exons: 10
Coding region: 37-1059 (340 amino acids)
Biological process (GO): signal transduction
Cellular component (GO): Golgi apparatus
Source: RefSeq, a predicted model, not a curated record